Messenger RNA from Epinephelus lanceolatus (giant grouper), 5338 nucleotides. RefSeq names its product phosphorylase kinase, beta (gene phkb). The record is from RefSeq and is a predicted model, not a curated record. Gene Ontology annotation, cellular component: phosphorylase kinase complex. Gene Ontology annotation, molecular function: calmodulin binding. Gene Ontology annotation, biological process: glycogen metabolic process. Lineage: Eukaryota; Metazoa; Chordata; Actinopteri; Perciformes; Serranidae.
GUGUAAACAUGGCGAACUUGGCAGAUGUCGGCUGGAAACUCCUGGAAUUCAAAGCCCGAUCAAAACGAUCAGAUUUGUGAUUUAGCUGAGAGAGACCAUUGGCCUUAAUUUCACCUUUUGAGAAUGGCCGCCUCAGUGGCUGCGAAUGCCCGGCCCCGUCGGAAAGUUCAAAGACUUGGUUCCAUCUAUGAACCUCUCAAGCUGUCUCAUCUCCAGCGUGAGGAUGAGCCCCUAUGGGAGAAACUGGACCGCUACUACAAUGCUGUUAAGACAACCAUUCUGAACUACCAGAGUCCCACCACUGGCCUUUUCCCGGUCAAAACAUGCCCCACCUGCAAGGAGGCCAAGGUCCGGGACUCCCUGUACUGUGCUGCUGGUGCCUGGGCCCUGGCUAUGGCGUACCGACGCAUUGAUGACGAUAUGGGGCGGACCCAUGAAUUGGAGCAUUCUGCCAUCAAGUGCAUGAGAGGGAUCCUCUACUGCUACAUGCGACAGGCUGAUAAGGUGGAGCAGUUUAAACAGGAUCCCAGCCCCACCAAGUGUCUGCACUCAGUGUUUCACGUCGACACCGGUGACGAGGUUCACACCUACAGCGAGUACCACCACCUGCAGAUCGAUGCCGUUUCUCUGUUUCUGCUGUACCUGGUGGAGAUGAUCUGCUCUGGUCUGCAGAUCAUUUACAACACUGAUGAGGUUUCCUUCAUCCAGAACCUGGUGUUCUGUGUGGAAAGAGCCUACAGAGUGCCUGACUACGGCAUGUGGGAGAGAGGCAGCAAAUACAACAACGGCAGCACCGAGCUGCAUUCCAGCUCUGUGGGCCUGGCUAAAGCUGCUCUGGAGGCCAUCAAUGGAUUCAACCUUUUUGGAAACCAGGGCUGUUCCUGGUCGGUGAUAUUUGUGGAUCUGGACGCCCACAACAGGAACAGGCAAACCCUGUGCUCCUUACUGCCCCGAGAGUCUCGCUCACACAACACGGACGCAGCCUUGCUACCAACCAUCAGCUAUCCUGCUUUUGCAGUAGAUGAUGACGCCCUCUACAGUCAGACAUUGGACAAGAUUGUCCGCAAGCUGCGGGGCAAAUACGGAUUCAAACGUUUCCUCCGUGAUGGCUACCGCACCGCUAACGAAGACAAGAAUCGCCGCUAUUACAAACCUGCUGAAAUGAAGCUUUUUGAUGGAAUCGAGUGCGAGUUUCCCAUAUUUUUCAUCUACAUGAUGAUUGAUGGGGUGUUCAGAGGAAAUAAAGCUCAGGUCAAAGAAUACCAGGACCUCCUUGAACCCAUUAUCUUCCAGUCUUAUGAGGGCCAUGCUGUGGUCCCCAAAUACUACUACGUACCAGCUGACUUUGUAGAGGGGGAGCAGCUCAAACAUGGAAGCCAGAAGCGUUUCCCUAGCAACUCUGGCCGUGAUGGGAUGUUCUUCCUGUGUGGUCAAGCCCUUUACAACAUCGCCAAGCUGCUGGUGGAUGAGCUGAUCAGCCCUAAAGAUAUUGAUCCCAUCCAUCGCUACGUGCCCCACCAGGACCAGCGCAAUGUCAGCAUGCGAUACUCCAAUCAGGGUCCCAUAGAGAAUGAUGUUGUGAUUCACGUGUCCCUGAUAGCAGAGAGCCAGAGACUUCAGGUGUUUUUGAACACCUAUGGCAUUCAGACCCAGACGCCCCAGCAGGUGGAACCCAUCCAGAUCUGGCCUCAGAAGGAGCUGGUCAAGGCAUACCGCUUCCUUGCCAUCAAUAAGAAGCUGGGGUUGAGUGGGCGUCCAGAGAGGCCAGUGGGCUGUAUUGGGACUUGCAAGAUUUAUCGUAUCCUGGGGAAGACGGUGGUGUGCUACCCAAUAGUAUUUGAUCUAAGUGACUUUUACCUGUCCCAAGAUGUUAUGCUGCUGAUUGAUGACAUUAAGAACGCCCUGCAGUUCAUCAAACAGUGCUGGAAGAUGCAGGGACGUCCUCUCUUCCUGGUUCUCAUCCGCGAGGAUAACAUCAAGGGGAGCCGCUUCAACCCAGUCCUGGACAUGCUGGCCUCGUUCAAGAAAGGCAACCUUGGAGGGGUCAAAGUUCAUGUCGAUAGACUUCAGACCCUGAUAUCUGGAGCCGUGGUGGAGCAGCUGGACUUCCUGCGUGUCAACGAGGCAGAGAUCCCAGAGUUUAAGAGCUUUGAGGAGCUGGAGCUGCCUAAGCACUCCAAGGUGAAGAGACAGACGAGCACACCCAACGCCUCAGACCUGGAGCAGCAGCCGGAGAUCAAUGUGGAGGAGUGGUUGCAGAAGCCCACCCACGAGAUCAUCCAGAAGUUCCAUGACUCUGACUGCUUGGCCAGUCAGGCUCAGCUUGCCUGCAUCCUUCUUAGGAGAGAAGGACCAGACUUCCUUGUGAAAGAUGAGAACAUGAUGGAUGAGCUGGAGAGAAUCUACAGAAGAGCUGGCAGCAGAAAGCUUUGGUCUGUUGUCCGCCUUGCUGCCAGUCUCUUAACUAAGCUAGUGGACAGCCUUGCCCCCAGUAUUACUAGUGUUUUAGUGCAUGGCAAGCAGGUGACUCUCGGCCUAUUCGGGCAAGAGGAGGAGGUGAUCUCCAACCCACUGUCGCCAGGGGUGAUCCAGGGCAUCAUCUACAGCAAGUGCUCCCCUCACGGUGGGGAACGGGAGGCUGUUCUUCAGCAGGAGCUGGUCAUCCAUAUCGGAUGGAUUAUCUCCAACAACCCAGAGCUGUUCAGCGGCAUGCUGAAGAUCAGAGUCGGAUGGAUUGUCCAGGCCAUGAAACACGAGCUGAAGAUCAGGGCGGGAGACAUGCCACCCCAGGACAUCUACCAGCUCUCCCCCAGCGACAUCAAGCAGCUCCUGCUGGACGUCCUGCAGCCACAACACACCGGCAGGUCUUGGCUGAACAGGCGUCAGAUCGAUGGCUCUCUGAACAGAACCCCUCUGGGCUUUUAUGAUCGUGUGUGGCAGAUCCUGGAGAGGACCCCCAACGGCUUUACAGUGGCUGGGGCUCACCUCCCACAGCAACCGACACUGUCUGACAUGACCAUGUAUGAGAUGAAUUUCUCCCUGCUGGUGGAGGAAACGCUGACGAACAUUGUCCUGCCUGAGUACAGACAAAUUAUAGUAGAGUUGCUGAUGGUGGUGUCCAUAGUGCUGGAGAGAAACCCGGAGCUUGAGUUCGGCGACAAGAUGGAUCUGGACCAUCUGGUGAAGGAAGCCUUUAAUGAUUUCCAGAAGGAUCGCAGCCGCUUUGAAGGCAUGGAGAAACAGGAUGACAUGGAGGCAUUUUACAACACACCACCAGUGGGAAAGAGAGGCACCUCCAGCUACCUGACCAAGGCCGUUAUGAUCCUGUUGCUGCAGGGGGAUGUCAAGCCCUGCAAGGACGACCCCUGUUCCGUUAGCUAGAUUUACAACGCUUCGACCUCUCAUCCCAGCCUGCUGCAGUGUAGUCAUCAAAUGGUCUACUGAGUAUCCAUCACGUAUAUUCAGAAGAUAACCUCUAACCUCUCCAAUCCUCUCUUCGGCAGCACUCUGCCCGCUCCUGCAAGCUACAGUUUUCCUGGACUUUUGCCUCUACAGCAAUAGAAGGUGUGAGCAGAAGCCUCAGUUGGCAUAGAUUAGCAUGUUUGCAGUUUGCUCCAGGCGUUAAAAUACAUCCACCAGUCAUGUUUCAUAUAAAAACAGAAAUGUUGAUAUUUAUGGGAAAUACUCACAGUAUCACCAGGGCCUUGUUUCUUUUACCUCCACACGUUUUUGUUCAGUAUCCCAACUGUGCUGUGUAAGAUUUUAAUAGAGUUACCUUGAAUUGCUCUAGUUAUUUAUUAACAUUGGUAGCUAGUCAUGUGAAAUGCCACAUAACUAGCUAAUGUUGCCACAUACUGUGCCCUAACUGGGUAACUGUUUUGUUAUUCUUUAUCUGGAUGUCGUAGAUUAGCAUAUCUGCACUUUGCUCAAAGGGUUAAUAUCCUAUACAGCCACCAGCUGUACUAAACUUACUAGCACCUAGAACCUUCCUUAACCUGUCUACAUCUUUUUGUCACCAGAGUUCACUCUUGUAUUCUACUCUGUGUAUUCAGUUAAGAUUUUAAUAGUGUUAAUCACCGUAGGUGGUUAGCUAUGUCAGAAUGGCACCUAGCCACCAAACUUGUGUUCUCUUGCCCUGUCUCCAAUAAUACGUAUUGUCAUUAAAAUAAAAACUUACUGAAGGAGAAAUUACACAAGUGGUAAUUGUUUUGGCUUAGCUUAGCUUAGCUGAGCAUAAAAACUGAAAAUGGGGAAAAAGCUUGCCUAGCUAUGUCCAAAAGUUAAAGGAAUGCUAAGCUAGGCUAGCAGGCUGUUGGCUGUAGCUUAAUUUUCAUCAUACAGACAUGAGACUGGUUUAAAUCUUCAUAUCUAAUUCUCUGUAAUAAAGCAAAUCAGCUUAUUUUUAAAAAAAAAACCUAUUUCUUUAAUUUUUGUUUUUCCCUUCAAAAAUCCAAUAUAAAUGUGUUUGUAUUCUGGCUUUCAGAUAUGUAAGAAUGAUGCCACUGUGAACCCUGAUACAGGAACCAUGAGCUCAGAUGUAAGCUUUACCUCACCAGCAAUAACCUGUAGCUGUUACACUGCAGUCAGUCAGUAUAAGGUCAUGUUGUAUCAUGAGAGGUGUGGUUGUUAAAUUGAUCUAUUUGGCUCCCAGGGGCCUUGAAAAUGCAGCUAAUAAUCACAUUAAGUCUGCCAUUAUGUCAUGUAUUAUUCGUCAUCAAAUUGCUUCCUGAUGUGGUUAUCAUCAUCAUCUAAACUAUCAGUGGGUCUUUGGCUUUAGAAGGUUUAUAAAUUUAAGAUUUUAUAGUGAAUCACACAGUAUAUUCAGCUAAAGUUUGGUGUUUGUUGUACUAUGUUAAGUUUCUUUUAGUGGAAUGCUGUGCCCUCUUACCUUUAUGCAUGCACAGUCUGCCGCAUGACAAUAGGGGCUGUUUGCCAUUUGCAAUGGGAUGGUUUCUCUGAAUGUUUUAGGCUACAAAAUAGUUUCUGAGAGGCCCAUUUUGAGCAGUUGGGCUCUGCAUGACAAUGACUACUGCUCAUCUGUAGUUCUGGGACUGAAGACCCUUUAGAAAAUUCUGUUUUGUUGAAUGUGGGCAACAGUAAAGACUGCUGUCAUCCUUAGGUAGAAAUGAUAAAAGAUUCACUUUGACUUAUUUUAAAGCGUGCCUCUGAAUAUCAUCACUGUGAUGAAUCCACCCAACCUUGUCACUGUGUGUGUGUGUGUGUGUGUGUGUGUGUGUGUGUGUGUGUGUGUGCGCGUGUGUGUUGUUUACCGUUGUUGUUCAGUAUUUUUAACUCAAACUGUAGUUUCAAAGAAUAAAGUUAUGAUGGAAACUAUAAA